This is a messenger RNA of Penicillium salamii, 1479 nucleotides long. Lineage: Eukaryota; Fungi; Ascomycota; Eurotiomycetes; Eurotiales; Aspergillaceae. The record is from the annotation of a GenBank genome assembly.
AUGGGAUAUUUAGUGAUACGAAUGCCAGAAAUCCUUAGGCUCAUCUGUCGCGAAAGUACUGCAGAUCUCAGAGCAGCCCUCCAAGAAGGCCGGGUGUCAGCCUCCGAAAAAAUUGGAAAUUACUCAUCGCUUGAAUGGGCCUUCGAUUGGCCAGAAGGCGUGGAGAUUCUCCUUGAAUUUGGAGCAGAUCCAAAACAACAUUUUCGAUCACUUGUUUACCCUGGCGCGGGACGUCAUUCUUCAGCUGCAUUGCUUCUCAAAGAAGGAUGCUUUUUAUCUCAGGCUCACCUCUAUAAAAGUGUUUCUUGUGACGAUGGAGGGGAAAGACUGAGGUUACUGGUUAAUGAACUCACAGCAAGACGCAAGAAACUACGCAAGCUUGCUGAAGAUUCUCUUCCGUGGGCUUCGAUCUCCGGUUAUGUCGGCGACAAAAUCCUUGAUGGACAAGACUGCCAAAAAAUUUUGGGAUUACUGGUUGAACAUAAAAUACCCUUCCCACAUCCAUUUACAACACAGGAUAAAAUUGAGAAAUUCUUGAUGAAUUCUAACGGGGAGACUGUUUACCAUGAUUUGCAAAAUAAACAGUGCGCUGAAGCAUUGUAUCUAGCGGGGUUUCUUGACGCUGAUAUGCUUGACUCGAAAGGCAAUUCACCACUCAGUACCUUGGCAUACUAUGCAUACUAUUCAUGUUCAGACUUCAUUGAAAUGAUUGAGUGGCACAUGUCAAAAGCUGCUGAUAUUCACCGCCGACUGCCCUGGGCCAAUGAAUCGGUCAGCCAUUUCUUGGUCUCGCAGAUAAUCAAUUAUGCUUUGUUUGAUCGAAGGGACGACCAUUCAUCCCAUAAGACCAAAUCUGAGAACAAUCUGCAAAGCCUUAUCACAAUGAGCGAUGUAUUUUUCGCACCCACGAGGAUUCCAGACCGUUGCAACUGCCCCUGCUCCUCCAAUGGAUGCACAGCACUAUCAGUGUUUCUCCGAGAACUCAGUGCCAGUGAAAGCUGGCAUUGUCCACAAUGCGUUAGAGGAGUAUUCGAGAAACUCGAAGAGUGGGAUCAAGCCUACUGGAAGGAACCACGAGCAUUCAUCAGAUCUUUGACCUUCAAUGCAUUGGAUCUGAAUCACACCUGUUUCGCCAAUACCAGAAAAGGUUAUGUUUAUCUUCGACAUCUACGCCCAGAUAACGAGGAUUGGAUCAAUGACAACCGUGACGAACAAUCGGCACUGAUUGAAUUCGAGGAGCUUGUGGCAGACUUGGAGCAGGAGUUUGAGAAGCGUUCUCUACCUUUGAAGGAAUUUCUGUCCGGACCUUGGUACAGACGUGUCAAAGACCAUCUGCUGACCCGACAGCCCCACGAGGAGCAGACCAUUGCAGGUGCAAGGAGCGUGGGAGUGGAGCUUGAGUUUUGUGGACUUUCUGUACCUGAUUGGAUGGAGAUUUGCAUUGCAAACAAGGUGGAAGAGCUCAGUGAUGAAGAGUGA